AUGGAUUUUGAGAAUGAUGAUGAAUAUCCUAUCCCAAAUGAGUAAUAAAUUUACUCAUCCUUCCAGUCUGAUAAUGAGAUUUCCAGACUUCAUUUUCUUGCCACUACCUAAUCAAGAUAUGAAACUCAGCAUAUACUUUAUCUCGCAAAGUACUUCCUAGAAUUCGAAUAAAAAAAAAUAAACAAUCAAACUGCGAUCAUUGUAUCUGUUUGCCUCACAAAAUUGACACAAGAACUCAAAUCCUUAAAUCCACAUUUGAUGACCAAAAUCCUUGCUCAUAUUAGAAGGCUAAUAAAAAAUUUAUCAUCAAUUAACGAACUUCAUAUUGGCUUUUUGGAAUCCUGCAUAUCGUCUUCCAACUAUAAGAUAGGAUAUGAAUUCAUCAAGUCCAAAAUAUUUGUACAUGGAUGUUUGGAAAAGAAAAGCUUGGUCAUGAUCGAAUACUUUUAUUUAUCGGGUGUGAUUGCCAAUGCUUAGAUGGAUUUCGAUGAGGCUUUGAGAUGCUACAAGAUUGCUUAUAAAUUCAAUUCAAAUGAUAACUUUACUUUGGAAGCUCAGAAGAUGGAGACUUUACUUUCCUUCAGAUUGGGUUUGGAAUUGAGGAAUUGGUCUCAUCCAGCAAAUCAUGAAUUAGUUAGUAAAUUAUAGAGCCUUAUCAACCAAAAGGAAUAUAAAGAAUUAAAGGAGAAGGAUUUUGAUUUCCAAGAUAAGGACGCUCAUUUAUGCUUAAAAGAAUGGUCCUUACAAGCGUAACUCUAUUAAUUUUUGAAAGAUGAGCAAGAACUCCAUUCUAAAGUAUCGUUUGACUAGUUAAUUCAACAUUUUAGACUCCAGGGUUAAGAUGCUCUCUUAGAUCUCCUAUUACAAAUCAAUAGGAUUCAUAAGAUGUUCUUGAUUAAUGAGGAGAAAAAUUACAUCGAAUUUAAAUACAACAAUUUAAAUUAUAAGGAAAUCAAUAGUAAAUUGGAAAGCAGGUAUAAUCUGCUCAAAUCGUUAGCGGAUGUAAAGUGA
Molecule: messenger RNA, 1011 nt
Organism: Paramecium tetraurelia
Lineage: Eukaryota; Ciliophora; Oligohymenophorea; Peniculida; Parameciidae
Exons: 5
Source: RefSeq, a predicted model, not a curated record